Molecule: messenger RNA, 1784 nt
Organism: Carassius gibelio (silver crucian carp)
Lineage: Eukaryota; Metazoa; Chordata; Actinopteri; Cypriniformes; Cyprinidae
Product: transmembrane 4 L6 family member 5
Exons: 5
Coding region: 821-1423 (200 amino acids)
Cellular component (GO): membrane
Source: RefSeq, a predicted model, not a curated record
AGUCUGCACUGUAUGAAAACCAUUAUGGACAUAGAAUAUCCCCAUAAAAUAUGUAAACUCAAUUUGUGUGUGUGAGGUCAUUACCAAGAUAUAAACAAGAUGAUGUCCCUUCAGUCACCACAACAGUCUUUAACCCAAACCACUGUUUUAGUUAUAAAAGCCAUUGUUGAAGACACACGUGUUACAGUAUUCCUGUUAUGUUAAAUUCAUUUAUAAGUGUUUUAAUCAUGCUUGCUUCAGUAAAGAUGGUCGAGUGAAUUAAUAAGAUAAAAAAAUAAAUGACAAUCCAGAAGUAUCAUUAACCUUUACAAAAGCAUCCAAAGCGACUUUUUUCCUCCUAACAUGUGUUCCCUGGGAUAUCAUUAACCUUUACAAAAGCAUCCAAAGCGACUUUUUUUCUCCUGUGUUCCCUGGGAUACAAACCCCCAACCUUGUGUUUGCUAAUGCAAGAGCUACAGGAACACUAGAUACACUAAUUGCCAUUUAUAACACAAGAUAUUAUAAAACAGGGCGUUGUUGUUCUGUCAGGAUUUAUUAAAUGGCUUUACUGUCCCCACACACACCUUACAAUGAUUAACUAGCCACAAUAUACAUGUUUAACAGUAAUUAACCAAAGCAGAAACUUCAUCCACCACCAGCUAUUCUGUUAACGCACCAUAUAUGGCACUGAUAAAAGCACUGUAAAUAUUGUCAAGUCUCAAAGGGCAUUUUUUGGUAUCAGUCAGAGCCUGUGCUGCUCAGGGAACACAGCCUUCAACAAUUUCUCCUGAUUUAUAUAUAUAUAUAUAUAUAUAUUAUAUAUAUUUAUAUUUCCAUCGCAAUGUGUACUGGAAAGUGUGCGCGGUUAGUGGGGCUAAUACUUCUGCCUUCAGCUUUUUUGUGUAUCAUAGCAAAUAUACUUUUAUUCUUCCCUAAUGGAGAACAGUUGGAACCUAACCAGAUUUCCCUUCAAGUCUGGCUUAUGGGAGGUGUUCUUGGUGGAGGAUUAAUUAUGAUGUGUCCAAGCUGCUCAGCCAUCAGAGCUGGGGGCAAAGGCUGUUGCGGAGCAGGUUGCUGUGGAAACCGUUGCCGUAUGCUGAACUCUGUUUUCUCGUCUGUAUUUGGCGUUGCUGGGUCGGUCUAUUGUGCCUGUGUUGCCAUUGCAGCACUCGCUGUUGGGCCAAGAUGCCAAGUUGGGAUUGAUACAUGGGGAUAUCCCUUUGAGGGUACAGUAGGGAACAGCAGUUACCUAGCAGAUAAGACUAUAUGGUCCAAGUGUAUCUUUCCUGAGAAUGUGGUUCUCUGGCACAUCGUGCUGUUCUCCAUUCUUUUGGGUCUGUCUCUGAUCCAGAUGAUGCUCUGUAUCAUUCAGGUUGUAAAUGGAUGUGUGGGCUGCCUGUGUGGAGACUGUCGAAAAAGAAAAUCGGAUGAGGGAGGUCUGUAAGAUCUACGGAGGAGGAAAACAACAACAAACAAAUACAAAAUUAUUCAAUGUUGAGUCCUCAUAACAGGACAAGCGCUUUCAUACAACACUAACAACUUGUAAUCCAUGUCAUCCCUCAAAAGUGAUGUUGUGCGUAAAUGUAACCUUUUAUGUAACUUUAUUAUGUUAAGUGCUAUUGUAGCAGUACAUGAUAACCAAAUAUCAAGCUCGGUAACCUUGCUUUUAUGAUAGAAAUUGUGUAGAAAUUCUUUGUACUUUUUUUUUUUUAUAUAUAUAAACUAAGUGCAUUGUGACAUACAAAAUCAUCAGGUCCUAAUGAUUCAAAACAACAUUCCUUCAGAAUAAACAUAAUUUGCUAACA